This is a messenger RNA of Phaedon cochleariae (mustard beetle), 1797 nucleotides long. The record is from the annotation of a GenBank genome assembly. NCBI's taxonomy places the organism in Eukaryota, Metazoa, Arthropoda, Insecta, Coleoptera, Chrysomelidae.
AUUACAUUCACUUUUAGUCUAUAGUUAUAGAUUAUAGGUGAAACAUGAAGUUCGCACUAGUUUUAGUUGGACUUGUGGUGGUAAUCCAAUAUGUGACCGCCGGUUGCCACACGUGCGGCCACUCCCCCUGCGGCUGCGGCUGCGGCCUGGAGGGCAGCGGCGAGGACAUGUGCCGCGGCACGAAACGCUGCGUGCCGAUGGUAGUGCGCCCGCAGGCGUUAGAGACUCCCAAGUUCGCCGCCCCUGCCUUCGAGCCCGUGUCCAGCCCUUGCGCCUGCAAGAAGGCUAUCGUGAAGCCCGCGGUGCUGCCCAAGCCCGUGUGCCGCCCGCAGAUCCCGACAUGCGUCGUUGACAGCUGUCAUCACAGCCACCACAACGUCCACCACUCCACCUCCUCUUCGUGCUGCCACCACCAUGUCGCCGGCUGCUGCGGCCCCACUGUCCACGACAUCCAAAAUGGAGCGUGCGGCCACUUGCACCACGGUCACGGCCACGGCCAAUACGCUCAUGGCCACGGCCACGGCACGUGCGCACCCGCUGACGCCGUCUCCCUCUCCUUGGCAUACAAGAUGGCGCAGCAGGCCAACUACAACUCCAUGGCGAACGAGGACAAGCUGAACUUCGGAUUCAGGAAGAUACCGCAGGAGAUUCCGGUCAAGAGGAUAAUCCACAACAACGUCCCAGAAGAGAAGAUCUUCAGCUUGAACGGCCAAAUCGUCGAACUGAAACCAGUGAAAGCCGCAUGCUGCAAAUCUUUAGCAGAAGAAGCUGCCGAAGACCUUCUUGCUCUUCAAGACGAAGAAGAAGAAAAUGCACGAAAUGGUGAAGCCACUGGUGUGAGGAGAGUCAGCUUGGGAGAGCUGGGAUAUGCACCUGCCAAACCCACAAGGGCUGCGGCUGCUGCAGCUGCCCCAACUACAAGGUCAUCCCCGGAAACGUCAACUUCAAGGUGCUCCCCAAGCCCCAGCAGCUGGUGUUCACCCCCCCUCCGACACCCGACAGCUGCGAGUCUGCCGAAGCUUGCAUUUCUGACGAGGAGCCCAGCUGCCAAUGCUCAUGCGUGCCAGUGUGUGUCAAGAAACACCACAGCAGCUGCUGUCACAAGAAAACCCUCUCUAUCUCGAAGUAUUUGUGAUGAGUUCGGUGACGUUUGCGAGAUAUUGUUUCGUGCGGCUUCUUUUCAUUGUUUGUUUUCUUUGUUUUUGUUUUGUUCUGGUUUCGUUUUUGUUCUUGUGUUUGUAGUUUUCUUCCCGUUUGUUUCAUUUUUUUCUAAAUAGUUCAUUAUUGUUUUAUUAUUUCAAAAACUCAUAUAUUGUUUUUUUUUUUCAAUAGUUUAGCUAUGUAACCUUGUUAUUAACUUUAACUUUUUUUUAGAUCAAUGAACUCUUUCAUUGUUUUCGAAAUUCUUAUCAUACCUAUACAAAAUUAUUUGAAUCAAAUAUUGGUACCUAAUUAUUAUAACUCAAUUUUUCUUUGUUGUACUGAAAAACGUUCAUUUCCUUCUGUAACUGACAUUUUUACAAGCCAAAUUUCUCUUUUCUCAAUUUACUAGUCUGUGAUAUUUUCGAUAAUAUUUUUAUUAGUUUGUCAUAUUAUUUGAAUGAUCUUGAUCUGUUCAUCCUCAUGACUGAAUUGUAUAUUUUUAAAUUAGAUUUAUUUUAUUGAUAAUGUAUUUUUGCGCAAAAUUACAAGAUUUCCCGACUGUGAUUUAAUUUUAAGUUUGUUUUUGUAUUUCAAUUAUUUUUUACUUUUAUUUUAUGUUAUUGUUUGCCCAAGGAGCAAUAAAAUCUGUAUCUC